Molecule: messenger RNA, 2490 nt
Organism: Peronospora farinosa
Lineage: Eukaryota; Oomycota; Peronosporomycetes; Peronosporales; Peronosporaceae
Source: the annotation of a GenBank genome assembly
AUGCGAGUCCACAUACAAUUGCUCCUUGCAGCAGUUGCAAUCACGCAUGCUACCAAAAUCGAGCCAACAACUUUUGUCGGUGUGAGCACGAGUAAUUCAUCUACUGAGUCAAGCUCUACUGCGGCUAGAGAGAAAGGCGACGGGAUGACGAAUGUGAACGUUUUGGUAAAAGAGGUUCUUGCCAAAGAGAAGACAAGAAGAACUAUUACCACUAGUAGUCCGACUAAACCCUCUGAAGAGUCAACUUCUACUGCGGGUAGAGACGAUGGCGAAAGGAUGUUCGCGAGGUUAAGUGAAAUGGUCGAAAAGGCAAAGGGUGCAGUAAAAUCCAAUGUCGUUGGAAAAACCGAAAUUUCACAAGAAAAAGCGUAUGAAAUGUUUUUAAAAGUGGUUAGAAAGCAUAAUGAUGAACAAGUAUAUAAAAAAUUGAAGAAGAAAUUUGAUGACAAACAAAUUGCAAAGCUCAUCGAACAUGCAAAGACACAAAAUUCUCAUAACGACGUCGUUAUAAAAUUGGAGAAUGCGCAAAUGGAGUAUUGGCUGAAGAAGAAGAAGCAAUCUGCUCAUGAUGUGUUUGAACUGCUGGGACUGACCAAGGCUAAAAAUGACCUGCUUGAUCAUCCUCUCUUCCAUUAUUGGAGUACAUACGUGGAAAGGUUCAACAAGGAACCCUCUCAAGAGAAAAUGAGUGUUUUUGACAUUUUGAUGUCCGAGUACAAGAACAAUGAUGCAGCUUUGGCACGCCUAAUAGUCAAUGCGAAAAAGAACAAGGAGAACAAAGAGAUUAACAAAAAUGCUGUAGCAUUGGGGGAAGAGCAACUUAAUUAUUGGCUGAGAAAGGGUGAAUCUGUUGAUGAAGUGUUCGAGCUGCUGAGACUACAUACAGUUGAGGAUAGCGUGCUUACUAAUCCAGUCUUCAAUCAAUGGUACUUUUACUUUGAGAUGGUCAAUGCGAAACAUGGCAACAAGGAAUCGGUCAUCGACUUCUUGAGCAGUAAGAAGGGGACGAGCUUUGAGGGUUUUAUGAAGGACGAGCUGGAAAAGGCAAACCUUGAAACAAAAAGCAGAGUUGAUGAACUGUUCGUGGAUCUGAGACUGGAACAAGUUGGUGACGGCCUGUUUACUGAUCCACUCUUUAUGUUUUGGCGUGCCUGCUUGGAGAAGUUCAAUGCGGCACAUCCCAAAAAGUCCCGAACAAGUGUUAUCCAGUCGUUGCGAACCGUUUACGGUGACAAAGGACUAGUCGGCCUUAUUAAUGCUGAGCGAAAGGUCACGGACUCCGUAAAAUACGCUAGUCGUUUGAAGAACGAUCUAUGCGCGACCUGGCUGUCAGAUGGAAAGUCAUUAGACGACGUGUUCAAGUUUCUUGAUCUUAACCGUGCAGACUAUAAGUUGUUGGAAGACCCUUCGAUGAAGACAUUUGCCAGGUUCACACAGGUUGUCAGUAUGGACAGAAAAGAACUUCUACUGACGAGGGAGGAAAGCUUCGAGGAGAACGAGAUUUUUCGAGGUACAAAAUUUGCAUCAAGUACAGGAGGGUUGGAGUCUACACCUUUGGAAAAGGCUCUCUUUCGACUGUGGUUUACCCAAAAAAAACAUCCAGAAGAGGUCUACAAGAUGUACUUUGGCAAAGACAAAUUGGAAAGAAUUUUGAGAGAUGAGGGUAAUCUGUUUGAAAUUCCUCUCUUCAUCACUUUCGUCAAGUACUCGGAAGGUUAUUCCAGAACCAAAAGACUUGCAACAGAUGACGAAGUGAUUGAAACAAGCGAAGAAAGGCCGUGGGUUACUGACCCAACAUAUAUGGUCAAGUACGUAGAUCGUGAGUUCGACGUGUCAUUACUGUUACAGAAUCAAUUCGCUUACAAGAUGGACAAAUUGGGCGAAAUGAUUAUGUCGGUGAAAGAGUCAUCGAGCAACUCCGUGAAAGCGUCAUCAAGUAAGCCCAUAAAAGCGUCAUCGAGUAAGUCUACGCUUUUUGCUGUUAAACGAGUGGAGGAUGGUUUGUUUCAGUUUUGGAAUCUUGAAUUGUCACUAGAUAAAGUUUUUAUAUUUUUGGGGCUGAAUACCAAGAUGACGCCUGCAGAGCUGUUUGAAAACCCUUCAUUUCGUUGGUGGAUGGAUUAUGCGGAUACUUUCUUUAAACAAGCCACGCGUACUGACAAAACAGGAACACCCUUGAUGGAAGUAUUUGAGCCUUCAACUAACCUUGCUUGGCUUAGAAAUGCGCGAGAAGAAGAAAAUACGAAAGAGUUAGCUGACAGGGUGUGGACCAAUCUGCUGAAGGAACAUUUACAAGCCGAUACCAGCCCGGAAAUAUUCAAGACGAAGCUCAUGAUACCGCCAGAAUCAAUCCACGACAAGAAAGAUUUGAAAGAGUACGAACAUCUCUGCGAGAAGCAAAGCGAAAAACGGGAGGGAGCAAAGAAACUGGAGGAAGAGGAGCUAAAGAAAAUGGAGCAAGAAAUGAAGACAAAGAGGGAGGAAGAUUAG